Messenger RNA from Postia placenta MAD-698-R-SB12, 846 nucleotides. RefSeq lists its product as hypothetical. NCBI's taxonomy places the organism in Eukaryota, Fungi, Basidiomycota, Agaricomycetes, Polyporales, Adustoporiaceae. Gene Ontology annotation, molecular function: oxidoreductase activity. The record is from RefSeq and is a predicted model, not a curated record. The transcript is spliced from 4 exons. The coding region runs from base 1 to 846 and encodes 281 amino acids.
AUGUCGCUCUUCCCACUCGUCUCGCCCAUCAGGAACACGAACAAAUUGAUACGCAGCUCGGCUUUAGGGGUACACGGCUCGCCCCCGUACACCCUCAUCAACGCGGACGCGGCCGGGCGCACGGGAAACUGGGUGCCCGAGCCCAACGAUGUCGAGAUCCACGACGUCCGCGGGGACGAGGCCGCCUUCACGCUCGACACCGCCGGCUUCCAGUUCUUCGCGGGCGCCCCCGACCACACGUCGUUCACCGACGACGCCGACAUCCGCGCCAAGUACUACUCCGAGAGCAUCGCGCUGCUCAAGCUCCUGACGGGCGCGCGCCGCGUCGUGCCCUUCGACCACACCGUCCGCCGGCGCCGCCCCGGCGAGCGCGACGACGCCCCCGACAGGCGCCAGCCCGUGCCCCAGGUGCACAUCGACCAGACCGCCGCGUCCGCCGCCGCGCGUAUGCACCGGCACCUGCCCCCCGCGGACGUGCCCGCACUCCUGCGGCGGCGCUUCCAGAUCCUGAAUCUCUGGCGGCCGCUCGGGCACCCCGCGCGCGACUGGCCACUCGCGCUGUGCGACUUCCGCAGCGUCGACCGCGCGCGGGACGUCGUGCCCAUUACGCUGCGGUACCCGGACCACAAUGGGGAGACGUACGGCGUGCGGUUCGCGCCGGGGCACCGCUGGUGGUACAUGCGCGGGAUGCGGCCCGACGAGUUCGUGUUGAUUAAGUGCUUCGACUCGCAGGAUGACGGGCAGACGGCGGUCUUCACGCCCCACACGGCUUUCGACGACCCGACAACGCCAGAAGGCGCCCCGUUCAGGGAGUCCGUCGAGCUCAGAAUGCUGGUUAUUUACUAG